Maudiozyma barnettii is the source of this 696-nucleotide messenger RNA. It is a transcript of the gene SYC1, whose product is annotated as cleavage polyadenylation factor subunit SYC1. The coding region runs from base 1 to 696 and encodes 231 amino acids. NCBI's taxonomy places the organism in Eukaryota, Fungi, Ascomycota, Saccharomycetes, Saccharomycetales, Saccharomycetaceae. The transcript has a single exon. The record is from RefSeq and is a predicted model, not a curated record.
AUGACAUUACAUACUCUAUAUAUUCCAUCAACUUGUUCAAUUACCACUAUAUAUGAACAACUUGUAUUAGCCUUUGAAACUUCAUAUAAAGAGGCAGGUAAUAAUAAUAAUAAUAAUAAUAAUAAUGGAAUAACUAUUCAAAGACGGGAUAGAUCGAAUUAUACCAGUAUUGAAAUAUAUUAUGAUAAUCAAAUUUUUAUAAAAUUUAGUAAUAUUGCAGAAGAUAAUAGUAAUGAGGAUGAUAAUACUAAUAAAUUAUUCACUCAAUUAGAGUUUGAAAUAUUUGACAGUAAGAGCUCAAAUGACAAGCUUCUCAAUAUUUAUGAAUCACUUUAUGACACUAUUAAACUUAUUAUAUUGAGUUGCUGUUUUAAUAAUAAUUCAAGAGACAAACAAAUAGCUGCCUCUACUCUAAAUUUCUCAAAAAAUAUGCCAAGUUCUAAUAGUUCUAGUAGUACUAGUAGUACUAGUAAUAAUAAUAUUAUAUGCUCUUUAUUAGAAGAGCAAUUUGGAGAAAUGUUUAAAAAUCCGGCAAGUACUAGUGAUAGUCAACAAGGAGUUAUUACUACAGGCAAAUAUAGUGUACUAAUAGAUCUAGAACAAUUGCGUGUCGUAGAGAGUGACUCUGCACCCUUAAAAGGUCGUGUAGAAUCUGUUCUUGCCAUAGGUAAAUUAUUACGUACUCCACUAUGUUAA